Molecule: messenger RNA, 228 nt
Organism: Spirodela intermedia
Lineage: Eukaryota; Viridiplantae; Streptophyta; Magnoliopsida; Alismatales; Araceae
Source: the annotation of a GenBank genome assembly
AUGAGAGCAACCUCAGCCUCGCACAGGACCGAGAUCUCGUGCGCCUUCUUCAGUAGCCCCGACCUGCGCUUCGAGAAGGUCACCUGCCGAUUGAUGUUGUUCUCGAUCCUCUUGAGCUGCACCUUCCCCCUCCCCAUUCUCUCCCCGUCGCCAACUGUGGAACAGGAGGAGGACCGAGGUCGAUCUGAAAAGACUAGCGGGGGUGGAGGUGACUACGUCGUCGUCUAA